AUGGCAAUAUCGAGUCGAAGUCACGCCCGCCCUCCACCACUGCUCUCCACAGGUUCCUUCUCCGGCUUCCGAAGCACGAUACAGCAGUUAGGAUAUGGGUAUCUAUCGUCGGUGAAGGAGGACGGACAGCCGUUAUGCGGCAACGCCGAAGGAUGGGGGCCGUUGAGCAAGGAACGAUAUGAUUUCACGCCUUGCUUUAUGGAUGUUUGGGUCAGCACUGUGGCCGUGUAUGGGAUUCUGUUCGGGGCUGUUGCGGUGUGGUGGUUAGUGCGGCGGAAAACGAGGGCGGUGGUCGAGAGGGAUUGGUGUUUUUGGUGUAAACAUGCGAUAAUUGUAGCGAUUGCGGCAGCGGUGGUCCUCCAGCUCGUCUUCCAAAUACUGAACUACCCUGAAGUGUGGGCGGGCGAUUUCCGGUUCUGGACGAGCGUGCUAACGGUCUUGUCGCUGGGCGUUAUAUUCGCGAUUCAGUGGCUGGAGCAUACGCGGUUAAGGAAUCCGAACGGGGUUGUGCUGUUCUACUGGCUGUUCUUGCUUAUUGCAUGGUCAGUGAAGCUACGUAGCUUGAUCAGCCAACAGAUAUAUGCCAUCCAUUUGCCAUUCUUCGUGGCCUAUUGUGUAGGUUUUGCGCUGGCGUGGGUAGAGUUUGGGCUCGAGUGGUUGGUACCAAAGAAGAAGAGUGCGUAUCAGGCUCUGGAAGAUGAGGAUGAAUGUCCCGUCGAAUACGCCACCGUGUUCUCGAUCCUGACAUUCAGCUGGAUGACGCCUAUGAUGCGGCAUGGCUACAAGAAAUACCUCAUCGAAGACGACCUCUGGAACUUGGCCAAAAGGGACACCACUAAAUCAACAGGAGACGCCUUCCAAAAGGCCUGGGACCACGAGCUGGAAAAUAGGAAACAUCCCAGUCUCUGGAUGGCGAUUUUCAGAGCUUUCAGCGGCCCGUACUUUAGAGGCGCUCUUUUCAAAACCGUCUCUGACACUCUGGCUUUCGUACAGCCGCAGCUUCUCCGUCUGCUCAUCAAGUUCGUCACUUCAUACAAUAAAGGCGAAGAAGCGCAGCCAGUCAUCAAAGGCGCCGCCAUCGCACUGGCAAUGUUCGCUGUCUCAGUAGGCCAAACCAUGGCCCUACACCAAUAUUUCCAGCGUGCCUUCGAGACAGGGAUGCGGAUCAAGACCGCUCUGACUUCCGCCAUUUAUGGAAAGAGUCUGAAGCUUUCCAAUGAAGGUAGAGCGAGCAAGAGUACGGGCGAUAUUGUUAAUUAUAUGGCGGUUGAUACACAGCGGUUGCAAGAUCUGACGCAGUACGGUCAGCAGCUGUGGAGCGCCCCGUAUCAGAUUGUGCUUUGUAUGCUGAGUCUGUAUCAGCUGGUUGGACUGAGCAUGUUGGCUGGUGUUGGGGCGAUGAUUCUGAUGAUUCCGAUUAAUGGGUUGAUUGCGAGAUUGAUGAAGACGUUGCAGAAGAAGCAGAUGAAGAAUAAGGAUUCACGUACAAGACUCAUCGCGGAGAUUAUCAACAACAUGAAGAGUAUCAAAUUGUACGCCUGGGGCAGUGCUUUCAUGCAAAAGCUCAACUACGUACGAAAUGACUUGGAACUGAAGACUCUCCGAAAAAUUGGGGCUGCUCAGUCUGUUGCCAAUUUCACCUGGUCAACGACCCCUUUCCUAGUCUCCUGCUCUACCUUCACUGUCUUCGUCUUGACAAGCGACACCCCAUUGACGACCGACAUUGUCUUCCCAGCUUUGACACUAUUCAACCUUCUGACGUUUCCCUUGGCAAUCCUGCCUAUGGUCAUCACGUCCAUCAUCGAAGCUUCCGUGGCGGUUGGCCGCUUGACCGCAUUCUUCACUGCUGAAGAGCUGCAACCAGAUGCUGUCAUUCUGAGAGGUGCCGUUGACGAGCAAGGCGAUGAAUCGAUUUCCGUGAAGGAUGGAACUUUCUCUUGGGAUAGAUAUGCGAACCGCAAUGCACUUGAAGAUAUCAACUUCACUGCCGCGAAGGGCGAGCUUACCUGCAUUGUUGGGAGAGUGGGAGCUGGAAAGUCGUCCUUUCUCCAAGCCAUUCUUGGGGACUUGUGGAAGGUCAAGGGACAGGUCGUCAUUCAUGGAGCCACGGCAUACGUUGCUCAACAGCCUUGGGUCAUGAACGCGAGUGUGAAGGAUAAUAUUCUCUUCGGUCAUCGAUAUGACUCGAUGUUCUAUGAGCAGACAGUGAAGGCGUGUGCCUUGCUCGAGGACUUUGCACAACUGCCAGAUGGCGAUGAGACAGAAGUUGGAGAGCGCGGUAUCUCGCUCAGUGGAGGUCAGAAAGCUCGAUUGACACUUGCGAGAGCUGUGUAUGCCAGAGCUGACAUCUACUUACUUGACGACUGCUUGUCUGCUGUUGAUCAACAUGUCGGACGACACUUGAUUGACAAUGUGUUUGGACCCAAAGGAUUGUUGAACGGUAAAACAAGAGUAUUGGCCACCAACUCAAUUCCCGUCUUGAUGGAGGCAGAUUAUAUCUGCAUGAUUCGCGAGGGCAAGAUCAUCGAGCGAGGGACUUACAGCCAGCUCAUGGCGAUGAAAGGAGAAAUUUCUAGCCUGAUCAAGACCGCUGGAAAUCAGGAGUCUCCACUAGAAUCGGAAGCCAGUUCAAGCAACUCAUCAACCAUCAUCGAGCCUGAGCAGCUGGAUGACGCCGAGAAAGAGGACGAAAUGGAAGAGGCUCAAGAACGUUUGACACAGUUGCAACCCAUCAGAUCUUCAGGGUAUGGAGUCAAGAAACGUAAAGGCAGCACGACAACUCUGCGACGUGCAAGCACAGCCAGCUUCAAGGGACCUCGAGGCAAACUUCGAGAUGAGGAGGAGCCGUCAUCCCGGUCAAAACAAAGCAAGGAGUUUUCCGAACAGGGAAAGGUCAAGUGGGAUGUGUACCUCGAGUAUGCAAAGACCAGCAAUCUGUUCGCUGUAAUGAUAUAUGGUCUCAUGUUGAUCGGUGGACAAACGGCUCAAAUCGGGGGCAGCGUUUGGUUGAAGCAAUGGGCCGAAGCCAACGGCGAGGAAGGCAAGAAUCCGAAUGUCGGCAAGUACAUUGGGAUCUACUUUGCAUUCGGCAUCGGGUCCGCGUCCCUCGUCGUCGUCCAGACUUUGAUCCUUUGGAUCUUCUGUUCCAUCGAGGCGUCCAGAAAGCUCCAUGAGAGGAUGGCUUUUGCUAUUUUCAGGUCUCCGAUGAGCUUCUUCGAAACCACUCCCGCGGGGCGAAUCCUGAACAGAUUCUCAAGCGAUAUUUACCGCGUCGACGAAGUCCUUGCAAGGACGUUCAACAUGCUAUUCGUCAACAGCGCGCGGGCAAUAUUCACGCUGGCCGUCAUCUCGACAUCAACCCCGGUCUUCAUCGCGUUGAUUGUCCCCUUGGCGGGCGUCUACUACUGGGUCCAGCGAUACUAUCUACGCACAUCUCGGGAACUAAAACGACUCGACAGCGUGAGCCGGAGUCCCAUUUAUGCACAUUUCCAGGAGUCGCUCGGAGGCAUCACGACGAUUCGGGCGUACCGACAGCAGGCCCGUUUUGCGAAGGAAAACGAAUGGCGAGUUGAUGCAAAUCUUCGGGCGUAUUUCCCCUCCAUAAACGCAAACAGAUGGCUUGCCGUACGACUCGAGUUUCUUGGUUCGAUCAUUAUCCUCAGCGCCGCUGGGUUCGCCAUCAUCUCAGUGUCCACAGGAAGUGGGCUCUCUGCUGGGCUGGUGGGCCUGGCCAUGUCGUAUGCCCUUCAGAUCACCCAAUCACUGAACUGGAUCGUUCGUCAAACGGUUGAAGUCGAGACGAAUAUCGUCUCUGUGGAACGGGUUCUGGAAUAUGCACGCCUGCCAAGCGAAGCUCCCGAAGUAAUCCACAGGAAUCGACCACCAAUCAGUUGGCCUGCGUCUGGCGCAGUGAACUUCAACAACUACAGCACCAGAUAUCGUGAAGGCUUGGAUCUCGUUCUCAAGGGCAUUAAUCUGGAUAUCAAGCCUCACGAGAAGAUUGGCGUUGUUGGUCGCACCGGAGCGGGGAAGAGCUCUCUGACCCUUGCUCUGUUCCGGAUCAUUGAGCCAAGUGAGGGCAAUAUAAGCAUUGAUGCGUUGAACACCUCGACGAUUGGGCUGCUGGAUUUGCGGCGCCGACUAGCCAUCAUCCCACAGGAUGCGGCUCUGUUCGAAGGCACGAUCAGGGAUAACCUGGAUCCAGGACAUGUCCACGACGAUACAGAACUGUGGAGCGUACUCGAACAUGCCAGGUUGAAAGAUCACGUCGCCAGCAUGGACGGUGGCCUCGAGACUAAGAUCCAAGAAGGCGGAUCCAAUCUCUCCCAAGGCCAACGUCAACUCGUCAGUCUCGCCCGCGCCCUGCUAGCCCCCUCCAACAUCCUCGUCCUGGACGAAGCCACCGCCGCCGUUGACGUCGAGACGGACGCCCUUCUGCAGAACACGCUCCGCUCUCCCUUAUUCUCAAAGAGAACCAUCAUCACGAUUGCGCACAGGAUUAAUACGAUACUGGAUUCGGAUCGGAUCGUCGUGUUGGAGCAGGGCAGGGUGGUGGAGUUUGACAGUCCCAAGGCGUUGGUUGAGAGGAAGGGCUUGUUUUAUAAGCUGGUUCGGGAGGCGGGGUUGGUUGAUGGUGUUAAGUGA
Hyaloscypha bicolor E is the source of this 4644-nucleotide messenger RNA. RefSeq lists its product as uncharacterized. Gene Ontology annotation, cellular component: membrane. The transcript has 13 exons. The record is from RefSeq and is a predicted model, not a curated record. Gene Ontology annotation, biological process: transmembrane transport. NCBI's taxonomy places the organism in Eukaryota, Fungi, Ascomycota, Leotiomycetes, Helotiales, Hyaloscyphaceae. The coding region runs from base 1 to 4644 and encodes 1547 amino acids. Gene Ontology annotation, molecular function: ATP binding; ABC-type transporter activity; ATP hydrolysis activity.